Marasmius oreades (fairy-ring Marasmius) is the source of this 354-nucleotide messenger RNA. RefSeq lists its product as uncharacterized. The transcript has a single exon. Bases 1 to 354 code for a protein of 117 amino acids. NCBI's taxonomy places the organism in Eukaryota, Fungi, Basidiomycota, Agaricomycetes, Agaricales, Marasmiaceae. The record is from RefSeq and is a predicted model, not a curated record.
AUGUACAUUCACCGCGUAGGACGUACUGCUCGUGCUGGCCGAGCUGGGAAAUCAAUAUUGGUGACAACUCAAUACGAUGUGGAAUUCAUACAGCGAUUAGAAAAGGUUCUCAACCGUCAACUGGAUCUUUAUCCCCACGACGAAGCUGAGUUGGAGAUCCUCCGAGACCGAGUGGACGAGGCGGGACGGGUAGCCACGAACCAAAUACAAGAGGAGGAUGCUGGAAAGGGCCAGAAAGGGAGGCAAAAGCAUCGACAUAACGCUGUCGCCCGCGACAACCGGGAUAGAGAUGACGACGAGAAAGACGAGCUAAGGCUACCCAAGUACUCUUUCAAAAAGAGUCGUCGUUCUUGA